UUUUUUUUAUACUCUUUGAGCAUGAUUCAUAGAUUACGGAUACUUUCUGUAUUUUCUUUUGACUAUUUCCCUUUCUGUGUGAAAAGCCAAUCAUUUAUCAUAUUACGGUAGCCAAAUCGCGAUCUAUAUGACGUCAUUUCGUAAAACUUUUGCUUAUUUAUCUAUAAACAAGAGCGAAAAGAAAACUAACUCUAUUAAUCUAAUUCUAAGAUCUUGAUAAUUUGUAAUAUUAUUACAAAUUAUCAAGAUCUAAACCAUUUCAAGAUCUCACCCGUUCUGCAAUUCAUCUACAAAAUGUGUCGAAAAAUGUUACAAUUUUUUUAUUUCUUCUGUGCCUAACGUCUCGAGUGCAAUGAAGCAGAAUCAUUCUCAAAUAAUCCCAUAGAUCCCCUGCGGUGUGAGAUUUAAAAGAUCCGUUUCCUAAAAUUGCACCACUCGCAGGCUCACGAAAAUUUUUAAUUAAAAUUAAAAUUUUUAAAAAAUUGUAACGAUGCAAAAAAUGAUGAAUUGUACAAGUACAGCGGCUGAAUUUUUAGGUGUGAGAUGGUGCGAUUUCGGCAACCCGUAAUAUCCAUCGAUUAAACCGGUAGUCUAAAUACAAAUGUUUGACGUCUUCAUCGCGUGGCCUUCGUUCGAUAUUCGGCCAUCGAGUGUUUAAUAUUCUCCAACGACAACGAUAUUAGAGCCGUUGGCCCGCUUCCACGAAAUCACACGACGAUGGUGACAGAAUUACGAGAAUGUGCUAUUGCUCUCAGGUGCACUCGUCUGCGGAAUGCAGCGCGCGGAGCUGAUAAGGCUUGAACACGCGCGCGGUCUUGUUCGCGCCGGCAAUCAAGGACCCGCGAUUCAUCUAUAAAUAAAUAUCCGUUUCUCUCGACCCGUGAGUGAAACGGUACGCACGUCAAACGGCGGCGUUCCGAUGUUGGAGCUCGGGGCAUGCCGGUGCUCUUGACACCGCUGAUGAACUCGGCCGGCUCUCGCCAGUGCCGGAAUGCGGUUCGACAAUAAAAGCGUUUGUCCCGCGAUACCAUUUCGAAAUUGUUAAUCUGCAAAUUUGCAGGAGAGAGCGUGCGGAUGGGAUGCUCGAGAGCGAACUGUCGAGAUAAAUUGAGGAAAAAAAAAUUGCGAUUUUUCUCGUAAAAAAAAUUGGACACGUGUGUGGACAUUCUCGCUGAAUUGCUUCUUUCCAUCGAGAUGUCGGCGUUGCUUAUGUUAGACUCAGAAAUUAAAUGCCAAACGCAAGACACUCGACAAUAAUACUAAUAAUAGUAAUAGUAGUGAAUCUUCUGGUAGGAAAUUCUGACAUUUAGAUUCAGCUACCCUCCUUUAAAAAGGGAGCAAUCUUCGGCGAUCGCCAUCACCUUUUCGAGUCUUGAAGCUUCUUUAUACAUAUAGCAAUUAAUAAAUUAAUAACUUGUAUUUGCCGAUAAUUAACGUGUAACAAUAGAUUUUAAUUAAUAUGUUCGAUAAUUGCGCCCGACGUCCGUCGACUUAUAUACACCGACUCAAUGAUUCACUGACUUGGCUUCGCGACAAGUAUGUUGUGUUCUGCCAGGGACAUGCUGCGGAUGUACAGCUUUGGCAGCUCUUCCAAUCUGUACGACGCCAUUGAUGCGGGCAAACAGAUAUAUGUCGUUUUAGAAUUGAUCGACGGCGGCGAGCUUUUUGAAAGAGUGAUAGACGACGAUUUCGUACUGACAGAGCGUAGCUGCGCCGUUUUCAUGCGGCAGAUUUGCGAGGGAAUAGAAUUCAUGCAUGGUCAGAAGAUCCUGCAUCUCGAUCUAAAACCGGAGAAUAUCUUGUGCCUGACGAAAGAAGGUAACAGAAUCAAAAUCAUUGAUUUUGGCCUGGCGAGGGAAUACGAUCCCAGUAAGAAACUACAAGUGUUGUUCGGUACGCCUGAGUUUGUUGCCCCGGAAGUCGUAAACUUCGAUCAAAUUGGAUUUGGUACCGACAUAUGGAGUAUAGGCGUUAUCUGUUACGUGUUAUUGUCCGGUUUGUCACCGUUCAUGGGCGAUACGGACAUAGAGACAAUGGCGAAUGUCACUAUCGCGAAGUAUGACUUUGAUCACGAGGCCUUCGCCGAGAUCUCGGAGGACGCGAAAGAUUUCAUAAGAUGCCUCCUGGUGAAAGACAAGGAAAAGCGAAUGACGGCGGCGCAGUGCCGGGAGCACCGGUGGCUGGCCCGAAAAGUCAAGCCCAAGAGCGAGAAGGACAUCGCGGGAUUGGCGGCGGCCAAACGGACAGCCUUCAUCGAGAAUCGUCCUGUCGUCGGUGAGGAGUUGGACGUGACCAAGGACAAUCUCAGGCUGUUCGUCGAGCGUUGGCGGGAACAUCCGGACAGCCCGUACACGAUCGACUCGUACACGUAUCACGCCUUGCCGAGAAAUCCGCUUCGCGAUCGCGACGAAUCCGUCUCCCUGAGGGCUCACAGUCCCUCUCCCUGCGACAGCCUUCGCAGCAGCAGCACGCAGUGCUCCGAGAGAGUGACUCCGAUGGAGUCCGCGGCGAGAGAUCACUCUAACAGCCACCUGCUGUCCGUGCCCAGUCUCAGUUUGUCCUUGGAAAGGAGAGCGUCCGAGGGCUACGCCGCCGCGCGAAACCGUCGCGAUCCUGCCAGCCAGAUCGCUCUGGCCGAGGAGAUUAUCAAACUCUCCGAGCACUUGCGCUCGAUCGCCGCGAUGGGCUCCACGAAUGGGCUGAACGAGGAUAAUAACGUAGGCGCGACGGAAGCGCAGCUUCGUUCCGCCAAGAGACCCGGCGAUAUCCCAAAUAAUCGCGAGAUCUUCUCGAAGAGCAAUAUUAAGGUGACCGCGUCUCACAUCGAUAAAGAGACCAACGAGAUCACGGAGAAACUCUCCAAUAUCGCUCGGCAGCGAAAGCUCAACGGGACGACCUUUCACAGUAGCCGUAGUUUCGACAGAUACAAUCUCGACACGAAUUUCGGUAACGUAUUCGUCGCCCUGAGGAGAACGAGCUUCGGCGACGGCGAUACGACCGAGAGUCGCAGGGAUUCUCGAAAGUACUCCCUCGGACGGACAACGAUCACCGAGGGAAUCGAGGAGAAGUUCAACGGCGAGAAAAUCGUCAAGAGAUCCUCCGUCGGCGCGGAGGAGAUGGACUUGACGCCCCCGUGGCGGCGGUCGCGGGUGAAACGGUCCUUCGGCGAGACCAGCAGGGACGUUCCACGGAUAUCGAAUUUGCGGGACCUGCACAAGAAUCUCAAUCUCGACGAGCCGAGCAGCGCCAAGGACCUGCUGUUGCAUCUGUUGGGCGAAUGGGAAGAGGUCACCGUAACGUCCUGCGGCACUGGAAGCAGCGGCGGAGUCGGCGCCGGCGCCGGCGCCGGCAGGAAGUCCGUAAGCCUGGACUGGUGCGCGGCCGACACGAUCGCCAGGAAGACGAUGAAUUCGUUGGCGGAGUACUUCCGGUCGAAGCAAAAGGAAGCGAAGCCGUCCAAAGUCGCAUCGUCCGCCGCCACGCCGCCGUCGAUAUGUCGUUGAAUACGAUACGCUCGUCCCGCGUUUCCAGGAUGCGCAUUUGCGAAUGAGUCGUCGCGAACGGAUCGGGAAAAAUACGCGACGUUAACGAUCUUUCUUUUUUCUUUCCAGUCGUAAACUUUAUUUCGGAACGGUUUGGCGUCCAAAAUGAGAUAAACGUCAAACACGUGGGGCAAUAUAAUGUACUUGACAGAUAAGUUGCAAAGAUUAAUAUAUGAAAUCUGUGAAACCUUGAUCUUUACAGUCGAGAAGCAAUUGAUUUUGUAAUCGUACGCUAAAAACAAUAUUUUUUUAUGUUUAAGUAAAUAUAUUUAUUUUUUCAUCAAUUUUCUUUGAUUAAAAAAUAUUCCUCAAGUUUAAAAAUAAAUUAUUUUAUACUAGCUAAUAUUUAUUUAAGUGAAGGAAACGAUUUUAAAAUGAAUAUAUUUACUUGAACGUAAAAAAAAACUUUUUUUCGGUGUACAAUCUCUCUCACCAUCCAUUUUAAUUAAUUCAUUUCUUGAGAGCGCGAUGAACAUGCGCGUUCUUAUUUCUUAUUAAAGGAAUUGAAUUUAAAUAGAGGAAUUUAAACUUUUAAAUGCGAGAGAAAAAAAAUGCAGAAAGAUUUUUUAAAUAUGUUUAUAAGAAUGAGUAAUAAAGAAUUAAUAACUUUUAGACGUCUUGAAGUCUGUUUAAGUUUAUCGGCGAUCGUCUGAAUUUCGGAUUCGCAUUUGUUUCUGCAGAUUUUUUUUUACAAUCGAAAACAAGACAGAAUUGUAAUUCUGUGACGUCUCCUAAAAUAAUCUAUACAUAAAACGUCACGAAAAUGUAAGAUCAUAGAAUCCUCUGUUAUUAAACUUGAAAUAGAUGCAAUUCUAACUGAUAUUCGUAUACGGAGAGUUAAAUAUGAAUAAUGGAGUUGGUGGCUUUACGUAAAUGAAAAUUGUGCGUGCGACAAAAAACUUAUGAAUUACUAAUAAAGUCUACGAUCAUACCUUACAUACUCUCUAAGCAAAAUUCUCGAGAGCUGUGUACCAUCGGCACACCCUCAAAUCAAUAUUUUUAUAAGUAUUAAUAAUAUACAACAUUAAUUUUUAUCAAGACGCCUACCAUUUUGAUUCAAUUUGAUCCCUUGCAAACUAAUAAAUUUAUCGUGACGCUUUUAACAAGAACGGCGCAAUAUUCGCGUUUCAAUUUCGAGAAAUCUUUCCCCACACAAACAAUUUUCAAGCUUUCCAGGAGAAACUUUUAUAUUUAAUAUAUGUAUACUGCUAUUAAAAUGGCAUUAUUCGAACAUA
This is a messenger RNA of Solenopsis invicta (red fire ant), 4777 nucleotides long. RefSeq names its product death-associated protein kinase 3. Gene Ontology annotation, cellular component: nucleus. Lineage: Eukaryota; Metazoa; Arthropoda; Insecta; Hymenoptera; Formicidae. The transcript has 6 exons. The coding region runs from base 1539 to 3503 and encodes 654 amino acids. The record is from RefSeq and is a predicted model, not a curated record. Gene Ontology annotation, biological process: intracellular signal transduction; protein phosphorylation; positive regulation of apoptotic process. Gene Ontology annotation, molecular function: protein serine/threonine kinase activity; ATP binding.